ACUACAGGUUGGUAUCUCUUCAAAGAAGUAACGCUACUGUCUGUCUGCACCCUCUUCCCUGCUGUACGGUUGUCACUGAAUGUUAAAUCAUUGGUCUCUGGAAAGUACUGGCUCGGAAUACCCUCCAUAUUCUUCUGUGAAACACUGACUGUUAUCUCUUAUCCCGCCAAAAAGUAUCGAAUCGCGCAGGACUGGGGGCGAAUCAAUAAUCCGGACUCU
This is a messenger RNA of Myxozyma melibiosi, 219 nucleotides long. RefSeq lists its product as uncharacterized. Lineage: Eukaryota; Fungi; Ascomycota; Lipomycetes; Lipomycetales; Lipomycetaceae. The record is from RefSeq and is a predicted model, not a curated record. The transcript has a single exon. The annotation marks the transcript as partial.